AUGUUUUACUUCUCACACUUAGUAUUUGUAUCCAUCACAGAGUCUAUUACAGAGUCCAUCACAGAGUCCAUCACAGAGUCCAUCACAGAGUCCAUCACAGAGUCCAUCACAGAGUCUAUCACAGAGUCCAUCACAGAGUCUAUUACAGAGUCCAUCACAGAGUCCAUCACAGAGUCCAUCACAGAGUCCAUCACAGAGUCCAUCACAGAGUCCAUCACAGAGUCUAUCACAGAGUCUAUCACAGAGUCUAUCACAGAGUCCAUCACAGAGUCCAUCACAGAGUCCAUCACAGAGUCCAUCACAGAGUCCAUCACAGAGUCCAUCACAGAGUCUAUCACAGAGUCUAUCACAGAGUCCAUCACAGAGUCCAUCACAGAGUCCAUCACAGAGUCCAUCACAGAGUCCAUCACAGAGUCUAUCACAGAGUCUAUCACAGAGUCCAUCACAGAGUCCAUCACAGAGUCUAUCACAGAGUCUAUCACAGAGUCUAUCACAGAGUCCAUCACAGAGUCCAUCACAGAGUCUAUCACAGAGUCUAUCACAGAGUCUAUCACAGAGUCCAUCACAGAGUCCAUCACAGAGUCCAUCACAGAGUCUAUCACAGAGUCUAUCACAGAGUCUAUCACAGAGUCCAUCACAGAGUCCAUCACAGAGUCCAUCACAGAGUCUAUCACAGAGUUCUCUCUCCCUCCCUCAGGGGCGGGGCUUCCGGAGGACUAUAUAAAGCUCCUGGAGCAGGCGUUCUGUCCACUUCCUCCUCUGAGCUCUGAGAGAGAGGAGCCUCAUGGAGCUGGAGCUGCUUCUGGAGGUGUGUGCGGCUCGUGUUCAUCAGGACCAGGACUGUCGGGGCCAGGUGAGACCAGGGGGCGGAGCCUGAGCGCUGCUGGUCCUAGGGGGCAGAGCCUGAAGAUGGCGUCUGACUCAAUGUGGUGUGGGAGGGGCUGCUGGUGGUGA
This is a messenger RNA of Knipowitschia caucasica, 954 nucleotides long. The record is from the annotation of a GenBank genome assembly. Lineage: Eukaryota; Metazoa; Chordata; Actinopteri; Gobiiformes; Gobiidae.